This is a messenger RNA of Camelina sativa (false flax), 3492 nucleotides long. NCBI's taxonomy places the organism in Eukaryota, Viridiplantae, Streptophyta, Magnoliopsida, Brassicales, Brassicaceae. The record is from RefSeq and is a predicted model, not a curated record.
ACACUUCCAAAAAAGAAUCAACAUAGAGGUAGUUUUUUUUAUACAGAUAUACAUUUUUUAGAAGAAAACAAAUAACUUGUCACAUUCAUUUAGAAAGAACCCUCCACUCACUCUUCCUAUAAGAUAUGGCGCCGGUGAAGAGGAGGGUGUUCAAUACAAAGAAUGAACUAGCGGUGGAGCUGGCGAUAUACAUAGCCGAUCUCUCUUCCAAAUUUUGCAAAGAAAGAGGAAUUUUCACUGUUGUACUAUCCGGGGGUGACCUCAUCUCCUGGCUCUGGUCCGUUUCAAGAUUUAUAUACAAAAUAUAUUAUACCAAUCUCAAUUCUUCCCAAAUAUAUAUAUAUUUUUUUUGAUUCGUUCAAAGGAAAUUGUUAGGAGCUCCUUAUAUUGAUUAAGUUGAGUGGUCUAAGUGGCACAUAUUUUGGGUCGACGAGAGGGUUUGUGCUUGGGAUCAUGCGGAUAGCAACUAUAAACUCGCUUACGACGGUUUUCUCUCCAAAGGUCUUGAUAGCAACUGUUUGGAGAAGAUCCAGAUCUAGGUUUUCUUCAAAGUUUUUCAGGGAUUUUCGGUCUACUCCACAUGUUUACUAAGAUGUCGGUUGUGAUAGAUAAAGCUCUGAUGGCCAUGUCUCUUGAUGAAGAUGACGAGCCUUUUAUGAUGCCAAAUCUUCCAGAAUUCUGUGCUAGUGAAAAGAAUGAGCUCAGUCUUAUAGGGCGUAUCCUUAAUCCAAAUUCACAAAAGGUUUCUAAUGUUGUUCUUACUAUGCCAAGGAAAUGGCAAAAGAUUGGGAGAGUUAGAGGCUUGGCUCUCUCCAAAGAGCGUUUCCAAUUUAUCUUCUCAAAGGAGUAUGAUCUUUUGGAAAUCAUGGAAAAAGGCUUUCAAACGUUCAAUGAAUGGGGUCUCGUUCUUGACAGAUGGAUGGAGAAGCCUCCAAGCGAUUUUCUCCAAUUUGUGAAGAUCUGGGUCCAGAUCCGCAACAUCCCGGUGAACCACUACACUGACAAAGCAAUUACAGCCCUGGGUGAGCUGAUUGGGCAAGUUCUUGAGGUAGUUUGUGAUCCGGAUAAACCGCAGAAUCAAGAUUUCGUCAGGGUGUUGAUUAAGUUUGAUGUGUCAAGACCCCUUCGGAAAUCUAAGGUUAUUGGCUUGCCUCAUGGUCAAUCGACCACCAUCUACUUCCACUACGAAAGAGUGCAAAAGCGAUGCUAUAACUGUCAAAGAUUGACGCAUGAGGCAGAUCUUUGCCCCAUCCUGCUUUUGAGAAAACAUGAAUUGGAAGAUAGGAAACUCUUGGGGCUCGCAGUUGAGAAACCAAAACCUGCACUGGUCCUGAAAGAUUCGGACCCUCUUUUUGGAAUUCUGGAGGAAAGCCAAGUUGGUAUAAAUCCCUUGACAGGUCGUCCCCGAAUAGCUCCAGAGAUUCUUGAAGGAAUGAGACAGUACUUGGUUAUCUCCAAUGGUGAAGAUAGAGCAAUAAGAGAAGCACGAGUAAAGAAUUCGGUUGCAAAAGCAGAGAAGGAUCCCUUCACCAAGAAAGCGGUGUUACAGCUUGAACCAAUUCCAAUCGUCUCCCAUGAUCUAAACAAAAGUAAAGGUCUGGUUUUCGGCUAUGAAUCUGAAGAUUCUUCUACCAACUCAGAGAGAUUGCUUCCCAAGGGUGAGAAACUAAUGGCAGGGGCCUUUCAGGCUGAAGAGACGAGAAGGAAUAGAGACAUUCAGUCUACAUUGCAAACGAAUCUGGCUCUCUCAUCACAUCUAGCCUCCAUCUCUCCCCCAGGAAACUCUACGGUCUAUAGGAUAGGCCUCUCUGAGGCUGGUCCUUCCGGGGUUCCACGGAAAACCUCAAAACCAAGGAGGAGACCUUCAAAAGGUCAUAAGAAAAGUUUAAGGAAAGAUCUUUUACCUUCUCAAGGAGAGGUGUCACUCACAGCGGGUACAGAGGAAGGUUUUUUGGAGAAAAGAAAAGCAGAGUUUGAGCUGGAUGGUGUUUCCAAGGCUGCAAAGCCGCAACCACCUGAGAUGGUCCCAAAGGGGGGACCGUCCAACGCCUAAUGAACUUCCUGAGUUGGAAUUGCCAAGGAGUGGGGCGGCCUCAUGACUUGACAAUUCCGCGUCUCAAGGAGAUACGGAAAUCAUAUUUCCCGGAGAUUCUGUUUUUGAUGGAGACCAAAAAUUGUAGAAACGUUUUAGUAGAUUUGCAAGUGUGGUUGGGCUAUGAUAAUAUUUUUACGGUUGAACCAGAAGGACUCAGCGGGGGUUUAGCUCUUUUUUGGAAAAACUCUGUACAUAUCGACUUUAAGUUUGUAAAUAAGAAUCUGUUGGACCUAGAAGCUCAGGUUGGUAAUGUUGCUAUGUACAUCUCUUGUGUUUAUGGAAACCCAGUGACUGGUUCAAGGCAAGAGGUUUGGGAGAGGCUAAUGCGGAUAGGAUCUCAGAGAACCUCCAUCUGGUGUAUGUUGGGGGAUUUCAAUGAGAUUCUUCAUAAUGGGGAAAAACUAGGAGGUCCUCCAAGAUCCAACCAGUCUUUCCAAGGUUUCGCGGACAUGCUAUCAAUUUGUGGGAUGUCGGAACUCAAGAGUAAAGGGAAUAGCUUCACCUGGGGUGGCAUGCGGGGAACUACUUGGGUGCAGUGCAAGCUGGAUAGAAGCUUUGGAAAUAAAGAAUGGUUCAAGCACUUCCCGGCUUCGAAUCAAUCCUUCCUAGAGAAAAGAGGAUCCGAUCAUAGACCGGUCUUCAGAGAUUUCUAUUCAAACCAAAUGUCAAAGAGGCGAUUACCCUGGCUUGGAACUCUUCUUCAGUACGACAAAGAGAAGGAUCAGUCUCUGAUAAGCUGAGAUGCUGUAGAACGGCCUUGAGCAAGUGGAAGAAGGAAAAUUCUGUCAAUGCGGCGGACAAGAUUUCCCAUCUACAAGUUGCACUUGAAUCAGAGCAAUCGGCUCAUCUUCCUUCUCAGAACCUGGUGUUUAAGUUGAAGAAAGAUCUGAUCCUAGCAUACAAAGAAGAAGAGACAUAUUGGAGCCAAAAAUCUUCAGAGAAAUGGCUAUUAGAUGGAGAUAAGAACACCAAGUACUUUCAUGCAUUUGUAAAAGCCAACAGGUCAAAGAAUGGAAUCUCUAAGCUUGUUGAUGUUAAUGGAAAUGUUCAGAGAUCAGAGGCCUCAAAAGGAGAAGUUGCUAAUAGUUACUUCAAGUCUUUAUUUACAUCCUCUAAUCCGGGUAACUUCCAGUCUCUCUUCUCUGACCUUCCUCCUCGGGUGUCUACAUUGAUGAAUGAUGGUUUAACAAAGCUGGUAAGUAAAGAAGAAAUUAAGGAAGCUGUCUUUUCUAUAAAACCCUCAAGCGCACCAGGCUCGGAUGGAAUGACAGACCUUUUCUUUCAACACUAUUGGGAUGUCAUUGGAGAAGAGGUUACCAAGGAGAUACAAGCUUUCUUCACCACUGGCUCAUUUCCCAACGAAUGGAACUAUACUCAACUUUGCCUCAUUCCAAAGA